Sabethes cyaneus is the source of this 5358-nucleotide messenger RNA. RefSeq lists its product as uncharacterized. The coding region runs from base 1 to 5358 and encodes 1785 amino acids. The record is from RefSeq and is a predicted model, not a curated record. The transcript has a single exon. NCBI's taxonomy places the organism in Eukaryota, Metazoa, Arthropoda, Insecta, Diptera, Culicidae. Gene Ontology annotation, biological process: DNA integration. Gene Ontology annotation, molecular function: nucleic acid binding; zinc ion binding.
AUGCCCACAGACAAGAAAACCGAGAAGAAGCUAACUGAACUGCUAGUGGCUAGAAAGGCAGUAUAUGUGGUGCGCGAUUCGGUGGAAAAUUUCGUUCAACGUUACGAUAAUGACCGUGAUGCUUGCCAGAUUUUCGUCCGUUUGGAAUCGUUGGACAAAAUGUACCAGGAAUUCCAUCAAGUGCAGAGUGAAAUCGAAAAAAUAGACGAUGCUGAAAUGUUAGAUACCCAUCUUAUUGAACGAUCUGAUCUGGAAACGCGCUAUUGUGUAGCGAAAGGAUUUUUGCUUUCCCGAAGAGCACCCGAUCUGAACCAAACGGGGCUCAAUACGUCUAUCAUGCCCGCGCCACAUACCCCUUCCAACACCUUCCACUUAAGACUGCCUAAAAUCGAUCUCCCAAAAUUUAAUGGAGAUUUUACAAAAUGGUUGUCGUUUCGGGAUACAUUCAGCUCCAUGGUUCACUCAAACGCUGACAUCCCCAUGGUUGCAAAAUUGCAGUAUCUGCUGCAAUCUCUCCAAGGUGAAGCACGAAAACCUUUCGAAAGUGUCGAUAUUGAGGCAGACAAUUAUGCAUCGGUGUGGGAUGCAUUAUUAAAACGAUACGAUAAUCGUCGGUUCCUGAAAAAGCAGCUGUUUAGAUCAAUUUACGAUCUCCCACAAAUGAAAAGAGAAUCUGCUCAGGAAUUGCACGAACUUAUUGAUGAAUUCCAACGCCACGUGAAAGCUUUAGCGAAGUUGGAGGAACCAAUCCAAUAUUGGGACACUCCAUUGAUUAACAUUCUAUGCUACAAGCUCGACCCAGCAUCAUUGCGUGCCUGGGAGGAACGAAGCAGUCAAAUGGAAGAGGUUAGCUACGAUGCUUUAAUAGAAUUCCUUCAUCAAAGAGUGCGCAUACUGAAAUCUGUUGCGUCAGAUUUAUUACAACGUUCGCAGUCUAAUCAUACCAGAAUGCCCGGUGUGAAUCAGAUCCAGAAAAAAGGCUUUCCCCCAAGAACAGUAGCCAAUGCUGUUGCCUCCCAAAGUAACCCGUCAGUGCCAUCGUGUGUCGCUUGCCGCGAGAAUCACUAUUUGUUUCAAUGCUCAACCUUUGAAAAAAUGUCAGUAAGUCAGCGUCGGGAGCUGAUUACCCAACGCAAACUAUGUUGGAAUUGCUUCCGUACUGGUCAUCAAGCGAGAACCUGUGGAUCCAAAUACAAGUGUCGUGUGUGUCAUGAUCGUCAUCAUACGUUAUUGCAUGAUUUCUCUCCAUCGAAUUCUUCUCCAGCGGUGACAAUACCUGUUCCAGAGCAGCAACCGAAUCCACCAUCGUUCGCACUCCCAGGAAAGGCAGGGCCUUCCAAUGUUCAAGUUAGUUUAGCGGUUCAGUCUCGUCCAAGUACAGUUUUAUUAGAAACAGUUUCCCUUCACGUCGUCGAUGAUUAUGGACACAUCUUUGAAGCUAGAGCUCUAUUAGAUUGUGCCUCGAUGUCGAAUUUCAUAUCGAAAAGGCUUGCCAAUCUGCUCUGCAAUCGCCAAUCCAAAGUAAAUGUUAAUGUUGCGGGAAUUGGUCAAUCCUUGAAAACAUUAAAGCGCACUAUAACCGCAAUAGUCAAAUCUAGAGUUUCUCCAUUUUCCACGAAGCUUGAGUUUUUGGUAAUCGAAACACCCACUAAUGAUUUACCAACCGUACCCGUACAAGUCAGCUCGUGGAAUAUUCCGAAUGUUGCUCUCGCGGACCCGAAAUUUCACACUACCAGCCAAAUAGAUGUUAUCAUUGGCGGAGAAACAUACUGGGAAUUGCACACAGGCAAGAAAAUCUCCUUAGGAUCCGGCCAACCUCAAGUUAUCGAAACCCUCUUCGGCUGGACAGUUUCCGGUUCAACAUAUCAAGAUGCUUCACCCACAACGCUAGACUGUUUUGUUUCAACUGCUGAAAGCAGACUCGAAGAUGCAGUACAGCGAUUUUGGGAACUAGAGACACUAGUAGAGCAAAAUACACAGUCUCUUUCAGAAAAACGCUGCGAGGAAUUUUAUGCUUCCACCACAAUAAAAAACUCUUCUGGGCGAUACGUCGUUCGUCUUCCGAAGACCGAAAACACUGAGAUCGUUCUAGGAAAUUCUAGGCUUAUAGCUGAACGCAGAUUCCACAGCCUCGAGCGUCGGUUAGACCGUGAUCCCGUCGUAAAAUCAUCCUACCACCAAUUCAUGCAUGAGUACGAGCAAUUGGGGCAUAUGAGACGAAUUUGUGACCCUGUCGACGAUUCAAUCGAACACUGCUACCUCCCACAUCACCCGGUAUUUAAACUUUCGAGUACCACCACGAAGACUAGGGUAGUCUUUGAUGCGUCAUGCAAGACGGCAUCUGGAUACUCGCUGAACGACUGCUUGCUCGUAGGCCCGGUCGUCCAACAAGAUUUGUUAUCUUUGGUCAUGCGCUUCCGAACACACGCUAUUGCAUUGGUGGCCGACAUAGAAAAAAUGUACCGACAGGUACAGGUACAUUCAGAGGACCGACCGCUACAAAGAAUCCUAUGGCGCAACAACGUCAAGGACCCCAUCGCCUCGUAUGAGCUACAGACCGUUACGUACGGCACAGCCUCCGCACCGUACCUUGCCACUAAAACCCUCAAGCAGUUAUCAAUUGACGAAAGUCACAAUUUUCCCGCCGCUGCUGAUCCUGUAUCUAACGAUUUUUAUGUUGACGAUUUUUUGUCUGGAGCUGAGGAUGUCCAGACAGCCCGUGAAAUUCAACGUCAAGUUACACUCAUGCUUAGCACCGCUGGUUUCCCACUAAAAAAGUGGGCAUCGAAUUCAUCGGAUGUGUUAAAAGGCAUUCCGUCUGAGGACCGUGCAAUUCAACCAUUUGUCGAUAUGCAAGACGAACAAUCCAUAAGCACACUCGGUUUGAUCUGGGAGCCCAAAACCGACACCUUUCGUUUUAAAGUGGACUUACCGUUGCCAGCAGCUGUUUUGACUAAAAGAAAUGUGAUGUCCUACAUAGCUCAAAUCUUUGAUCCUCUUGGUUUGGUAGGUCCCACCAUCAUGAAGGCAAAAUUAUUCAUGCAGCAUUUGUGGACACUAAGGCAAGCUGACGGUAAUCGGUUCGAUUGGGAUCAACCAUUGCCACCGAAGCUGCAAAAUGCGUGGAAGGAAUUCCACACCACCAUAGAUAUUUUACGCCAAAUUAAAAUACCACGAUUCGUAUCGCUGCCAAGUGCAAUCAAGUUCGAAUUGCAUUUUUUCGCCGAUGCAUCCGAAAGAGCGUACGGAACAUGUUGCUACGUACGCGCUGAAACAACACACCAAAUAUCUGUUCAGCUUAUGGCAUCAAAAUGUAAAGUAACACCACUUUCAACACAUCACACUAUCGCAAGAUUAGAGCUCUGUGCUGCCCGGUUGGCUACACAGCUCUAUAAAAAGGUGUCCGGCUCCCUGAAAAUCUCACCUACACAAGUUCACUUUUGGUCAGACUCUACGACUGUUCUACAAUGGCUACGCUCAGUGCCAGGACGCUGGAAGACAUUUGUGGCCAACCGUGUUUCGUAUAUCCAGCAAGCAACUACGAUCGACAAUUGGAAACAUAUUGCCGGCGUCGACAACCCUGCAGACGAUAUCUCGCGGGGACUGAAUCCACCAGAAAUUGUAAACAGCACACGAUGGUGGACCGGACCUAGUUGGCUUACCCUCGCUUCAGAAUUUUGGCCGGUUGGAGCUCUACCAACUGAUGAACUACCCGAAACUAGAACGGAAGGCAAAAACGUUCCGUUAGUCGCUAUGUCUACGACACAAUGCAGCUUCAAUGAGUAUUUAUUCGCUCGAUAUUCGGAUUAUUCACCAUUGCGACGAACUACAGCCUAUUGCCUUCGUUAUCUACAAAAUUUGCGCAACCGUUCCAUCGUUCGCAAAACCAACCCAACAUGUUAUACUAAACUCACUCUUCGUCACGUGAAAAUUGAUUCAUCUUAUGCACUCGACAGUGAAGAACUUUUUUCAGCCGAUAUUGCACUGUGCCGAAUGGCACAACAAGACAGUUUUUGGGAAGAACGCAACAACAUCGCCAAUGGCAUUCAAUUAUCCAAGCCCAAUACUCUCAAAUGGCUUAAACCUUUUUUGGAUUCAAUGGGAGUCAUUCGAGUUGGCGGUCGUUUAGAUAAUGCCGCACUAUCUGAGAAAGUGAAACAUCCGAUAUUGUUAAAGGGCAAUCAUCCUUUGAGUACCCUUAUAGCUAACUAUUAUCACAAGGUUCUUCUACACGCUGGUCCGCAAUUAAUGCUAGGAACUCUACGUCAGAAAUAUUGGUUUCUUGGAGGAAGAAAUCUUGUGCGUCAAGUAUACCAUAAAUGCCAUACAUGUUUUCGUUUCAAGCCAGUGUUGAUCAAGCAAAGCACCGCUGAUUUGCCAGCAUCACGCGUCACCCCCACUCGCCCAUUUUCUGUUUGCGGAAUCGAUUAUUGUGGGCCCUUCUUCAUAAAGUCAGCUGUCCGAACGCGUGGUCCAACGAAGGUGUACGUUGCCAUUUUUAUAUGCUUUUCUACUCGAGCGGUGCACAUUGAACUUGUGGGUGAUCUCUCCACCGCUGCCUUUUUGGCCGCACUCAGACGCCUAGUUGCUCGACGGGGAAUAAUCUGUGAACUGCACUCCGAUAACGCCACAGCAUUCAAGGGAGCCGCCCAUGCACUCAAUAAAGUAUAUCGAAUGUUGAAGCUGGAAGAACCGGAACGAAAUAAGAUUUUUGAUUGGUGUGCGAACCACGGGAUAAAGUGGAAGUUCAUUCCGCCCAGAGCUCCUCACUUCGGAGGCCUCUGGGAAGCCGCCGUAAAAUCUACUAAAUUUCACCUUCUGAAAGAAAUGCGUAACACUACUCUCGCAUAUGAAGACAUGCUAACGUUACUCGCACAGGUGGAAAUGUGCCUCAAUUCACGGCCAAUUACACCAAUACCGUCGGAAUCGUCAGAUUUAGAGGCCCUGACACCGGGACACUUCCUGGUAGGCUCUAAUCUUCAAGCUGUCAGCGAACCACCCUUAAUAAGUAUACCAGCAAACCGGCUCAAUCAUUGGGAGCAAACCCAGCAACAUGUACAACGUAUCUGGGCUCGAUGGUACCCGGAGUAUCUCCAACAACUGCAGUCUCGUGCAUCAAAUAGCUGCAGUCCGCCAGUUAAAAUUGAACCAGGAAGAAUUGUCGUCGUUCGAGAAGAUAAUGUGCCACCAACCAAGUGGCCGCUUGCGAAGAUCACCGCCAUACAUCCUGGAAAAGACGGAAUCGUUCGAGUCGUCACACUAAAAACAGCCGCUGCAGACAACGUCGUUCGACCCGUAGCAAAAAUUGCUUUGCUUCCGAUGCCCACUGAUGGCAUCCUGCCAACCAUCGAUCGUUAG